UUUGGAUGGUGGAUCUAAGAAAGUGGUGGUGGUUGCGUUACUGCUUGUUCUUCUUGUUGUUGUUGCCUGCUACUCUAUAUGUACAAGCAGCUCUUAUUGACAGUGUGAGCUUUUUUUCAAACUCCACAACUGCAAUUUUUUUCCCCACCCCCCCACCUCACUUUUGGCAUCACCAAUUUAUUGUUUUGCUUAGUAACGCUGCUGUCUUCCACCAACACCGGCCAAAUGAACUUAUAAUGACUGUUGGCGUUGUUUAGAGUCCGUCGAUGUCGAAAGCAAACAGGACCUGCCGAACAAACAAACAAAAACAACUCUUCUUUUUUGUUUUGUUUUGUUUUAUUUCUGAAUAUUUCAGAAGGGAGACUUUUUGUUUAUUGUUGUUUUGGUUGUGGUAGGACAAAACAACAUGUUGACGACUACUAUGGAUACGUACCUGGGAGAUUUGUGGAGGAUACCCGCAUGCGCUUGCGUACGCCAUAUGGAUUAUUGUAUAGGGUAGGGGUCCAUUCAGUGUGGUACGAAGAUGUGUCCAUCGAGAGAGUGGACAACAAUUUGCUGUGAAAAUUGUGGAUGUUGCCAAAUUUACUUCCAGUCCCGGUCUUAGUUCAGAUGAUUUAAAAAGAGAGGCCAGCAUCUGUCAUAUGUUAAAACAUCCUCACAUUGUUGAACUACUUGACACAUACAGUGCUGAUGGAAUGCUUUAUAUGGUUUUCGAAUUCAUGGAGGGGUCAGAUCUGUGCUUUGAAAUUGUGAAGAAAGCUACUGCAGGUUUCGUUUACAGUGAAGCUGUUGCUAGUCAUUAUAUGCGCCAAAUGUUGGAAGCUUUAAGGUAUUGUCACACCAAUGACAUCAUCCAUCGAGAUCUCAAACCACAUUGUAUUUUGUUAUCGACUCGAGAGAAUUCGGCCCCUAUCAAAAUUGGAGGAUUUGGUGUAGCAAUUCAAAUGGAUGAGACUGGCAAGGUUUCUGCAGGUCGCAUUGGCACAUCUCACUAUAUGGCACCAGAAGUUGUAAAAAACGAAGAAUAUGGGAAGCCAGUGGAUGUGUGGGGAUGUGGUUUGAUGCUGUUCAUUUUACUGGCAGGUUACCCACCGUUUUAUGGAACGAAAGAAAGGUUGCAGAAGAUGAUUAUCAAAGGAAAAUAUCAUAUGCGGGCAAAACAAUGGGAUUUCAUUUCGGAAUCUGCCAAAGACCUCGUGAAGAAAAUGCUGGAAGUUGAUCCAGAGAAAAGAAUUACUAUUGAAGAAGCCCUCAAUCAUCCAUGGAUUAAGAUGUCUUCCAUCAAGGAAAAAACUAAAAUUCAUCUCCAAGAAACAGUGGAUGAAAUGAAAAAAUUCAAUGCUCGGAGGAAGUUAAAAGGUGCUGUGAUGGCUGCUGUAUCAAGUCCAAAAUGGACAAUGUUUUACCAUGAUCCUCCAUUAACCUAUGAAGAUGAACUUACGUCAUCUGUGAGCAGCCUUCUUCUGUAUUGCACUCCUCAAGUAGAGACAUUAGCGGCUGUGUCUCAGGUGUUGGACAGUCUUGAAGAAAUCCAGUGUUUGACAGAUUGUGCUGAAGCAGAUAAAGAUUUCCUGGAAUCGGUGCUUCAAGACACAAAACUUCAUGCCUUAUUAAACUUGUAUGACCGAAUCAACAGUCAAAAUUUUCAACCUGGAAGCAUUACCCCAUCGCCAACGUCUGAUGCUGUUAGUCAAACAAGAGACAUUCUGGAUGCUCUGAGUGACUAUUCAGACACAUGUGCUAACGAAUCGGAUGAAUUAAAGUCUCUCCUAACGAAACCACAUGUACAGGGUUUAUUACAAGCCCAUGAUGUUGUUGCUCAUGAAGUCUAUGGUGAAGAAGCUAUUCGAGUGACCCCGCCCCCAGAACAACCAUACAUGAAUGGCGAUGCUGAUGCCGACAGUUCCGAUGGGGACAUAGACAUGGAGAAUGUCACCCGGGUUCGACUGGUUCAAUUUCAAAAAAAUGCAGACGAACCAAUGGGUAUUACCUUAAAAGUAAAUGAAGAGGGCCGUUGCUUAGUGGCACGAAUCAUGCAUGGUGGCAUGAUUCAUCGGCAAGGCACACUCCAUGUUGGAGAUGAAAUACGGGAAAUCAAUGGAUUUAGUGUUCGCAAUAAAACAGUGGAAAUGUUACAAAGGAUGUUGAAAUCUCUACAAGGCCCCGUCAGCUUCAAUGUUGUCCCAUCAGCUUCCUCCUGGUACUUCAGUGACAAAUUCGACCAGAGUUUGAACCCCAAAGAGAAAGAAGCACAAGGGGCUGUACCUAGUUACAGAUAUGUUCCGGCUCGGUGUGAGAUAUUUGUUCGGGCUCUGUUUGAUUAUGAUCCAACAUCCGAUGAACUAAAUCCUUGCCCCCAAGCCGGAAUACCUUUCAAAAUCGGAGAUGUAUUACAGGUAAUCAACAAAGAUGAUCCUCAUUGGUGGCAGGCCCGAAAGUGGAAUUCGCCCUCCACUGAGCCAGCCGGUCUUAUACCGUCUCCAGAGUUGCAAGAAUGUCGUGUGGCAUCGGCAGCUUCUGAGAGAGCCAAACAGGAGAGUGCAGGCAAGUAUUCGAAGAAAGAAAAUAUAGACAAGUAUUCCAGACGAGAAAAUGGAGGUCACUGUUCGUGGUUUGGACGGAAAAAAAAAGACAAAUAUUUAGCCAAACUCAAUGCCAUUUUUGACCAAUUGGAUUUAGUUACUUAUGAAGAAGUCGCACGUUUACCUGCAUUUCUACGGAAGACACUGGUCCUUUUAGGCGCACAUGGUGUUGGACGAAGGCACAUCAAAAACACAUUAAUUACAAGUCAUCCAAACAAAUUUGCUUAUCCCAUUCCACACACAACACGACCGCCUCGAAAAGAUGAAGAAAAUGGGAAAAAUUACUAUUUUGUGACACGAAAGAAAAUGAUGGCUGAUAUAGAAGCUAACGAAUAUUUAGAAUAUGGAACACAUGAAGAUGCUAUGUACGGAACGAAAUUAGAAACAAUACGACAUAUACAUGCUGAAAGUCUUAUGGCAAUACUUGAUGUAGAACCUCAGGCAGUAAAGGUGUUGCGAACAGCAGAAUUCUCUCCCUUUGUGGUAUUCAUAGCAGCCCCUACGAUACCAGCUGUGACUGAGGAUGGAAGUUUAGAACGGCUAGCAAGAGAAAGCGAGCUUCUUGAAAAAGCUUAUGGACAUUACUUUGACAUGAAAAUAGUAAAUAAUGACAUUGAAGAAACUAUUCAAAGUCUUGAACUAGCCAUUAAGGAUAUAUCUGUAACGGCACAGUGGGUCCCAGUUAGUUGGGUCUACUGAGAGAUAUAUAACUGGACAAUAAAACAAAACUCUGAACUUGCUAACUGCCUCCUUCACUCGCAACCAAACAUUCUUCAGAUUUUUUGCUGCAACGAAACUAUCAGCAUUUUCUCUGAUAACUUUACCUAUCAAACCCACUUUCCCAUCAAACUGUGAACAAAAUCUGGUCCUUACAAUACGAAACAAAGAUCAGAAAUCAGUUUUGUUUGUUUUUAAUUUUUGGUUUGUUAUAAUUAUUAAACAAAAUUUUUAAAAAUCAUAUAAAAAAUAAAAAUAAAACAACUACACAGAAAAAGAAACUCAUGGCAGAUAAAAAGAGGGAAAAAAAAAAGUAAUAUUUUAUCUGUUUUCUUACCUGAUGGCAUGGUUUUAUCUGAGGUGUAGCGCCUUGAUCCUGUUGACAAAGGAAUAUUACCCUCAUCUCCCUGUUUUGUCAAUUAAUAAUAAAUACAAGGAAAGAAAGGCACAAGAAGAAGAAGAAGAAGAAGAAGAAGAAGAAGAAAGGAAGAAAAUGAAACAUUAAUUACAUUUCAACAAAAAUGUGAAAUGAUAAUUCUGGGAAUGAUUCUGAAAAACGAGACCAAACAAAGAACUAAAUUUCAUUCUUCAUCCAUAUGGCUCAACCUUUCAACAACCAAUCAAUCAAUUUGCUGAGCUUACCUCUAUAUUUUGCAGCAGAGAGUGCAAUUCAAAUUUUUUUUUUUUCUUCAGUGUGUGUGUGGUUUUUAACAUUUUUUUUUUAUCAAAGGUUUGUGAAGAACAACAACAAGAACAAAAACAAUUAUCACAACUCAAAAAAACAAAACAAAAAUUAUUUUUUUCUAACCUUAUCUGUGGUUUGUAUUAACAGAUUUCUUCUCAACAAGUAGCUUGACACAUCUUUAGCAUCUGUUUAGUAAAUAUACAAACAUAUACACACAUAUAUAAAUAUAGACAUAUACAUACACAGAAGCACAAUAUGUGUUAUGUACAUAUGUAUAUAAUCUAUAAAUGCAUAUAAAUAUAUAGAUAAGCGUAUAAAUUUGUAUACAUACAGACUACAUACAUUUAUAUAUAUAUAUACAUACACACAUACACAUUAUAUUUACAUAUACAUAUUAUAUAAUAAACAAUUUUCUAACUAUGUUUUUUUUUAUCAAAAACAUUUCAUCUGUGUAUCAGACUAUUUUAUUUGGACCAAACUUCCAAAAUCCAUUUUCAUCAGCGUUUCCAGGUUAUCUCCAGCACAUCUUCAGGAUGUGGGUUCUGUACAGCCCUUUAUAGAGUUGACAGCUUGUUUACAUAGAUUUUCCCUGCCAGAAUUUUACUGUUAGCAUAUUCAAGCCCUAGAUCUCUCGAUCUGUGUUUAUGAUGUAUGUGUAUGCUGUUUGAUAAUUGCAGCCUUGUGUGGUGGCUAUAUUAGUAUUGCCCCCAUGAUCAAUUGUCUGUUUCUGUGUGGAGGAAAUAUUUUCUGUUAAUAUCUUCCUGUAGAGCUAAUAUUGCAACACAACACUACAAAUAACAUUCAACAUACAUCACAAGUGAAGACCUGAUGGUGUGGAACUUGAACACUCAGUCAAAUUCUUGUGGCAUAACCAUAAGCCGUCUAUCAAUGAAACAAGCAUUACAAAACCCACCAUGCUUCCACAUCCUGAAGACGAUGUUCAGAUGGCCUAGAAACAUUGCUAAAGAUAAAUUUGGGAGAUCUAUUACUCCAAAUUGUAAAGGUUUGAUACACAGAUAUGAGAAAAAAAUGUUAAUAAAGAUUAAAUUGCAACAUAGUUAUGUUCCCAAUAAAUGUUUAAAAGAAAAGUUGUUUCCCAUUCAUACAAACAUAUAGACAGAUGCAUAUGUGUGCAAUGUGUGAGUGCAUGUAUGUAUAUCAUACAUACAUAUAUGUACAAGUCUUGUAGAAUAUGUAUGUAUAUGUGUGUGUAUAUAUAUAUAUAUAUAUAUAUAUAUAUAUAUGUACAUAAGCACACACACACAAUAUAUAUAUAUACUAUAUAGAUAUAUAAAUAGAAUUUUAAUAUCUCAUAGGAAAAAUAAAUCCAUUAUCCAUAUUCACACUAAAGCAAAAGAAAAACAAAAAUUAAUUUAAAAAAAUAAUAUAAAAUAAAAUAAUGGGCGAUGCCACAUCAUAAAAUUACCAAUAUCACUUGUGAAAGAACAAUUGUGAUAUUGAAGUAAUUUUAUCUCAAACUGUUAACCCUGCAUGAUUCUCCAAACUGGGAAAUGUGCAGAGAUCUCUUUCAACCCUUCUCACAUCUUUCUAUAAUUCGCUCUUUUUUAAGAUUCUUCUUUCAAAAAUUCCACUUUUAAUUCUCUCAAAAUUGCUCUCUUAUUUAACUCACAGCAAUAUAACAUCCAUACAUUUUACCAAAUCUGCUCUUGUUGGGGUGGCGGGAUAAGGUGAGAGGAGAGGGGUGAGAUUAAUAGUGUAAAAAAAAAAAAGCGAAAAAAAAACUUGUUCUAAAUCUCACUCUUGUAAACUUUCAUCUUCUGUCAUUUCUCUUUUAAAAUUAAUUAAUGUUUUUCAAAUUGAAAAAUCUUUAUAUUAAUAAUAAUAUGACAGGUUUCUGAACAGACAAAAAAACAAAACAAAAAAAGUCAUUUCUUUCUUUCUUUCCUUUCUUUCUUUCUCAGGAUUAUGGAGAUUUUUCUCUCUUUCACUUCCAUUGUUUGUUUUUUGUUUGUUUGUUUGUUUUUACACAACUGUAAACAAAUUUUGUAGAGAGUUUCAUAGAACGAGAAGUUAUACCCCUCCCAGGAAAUGGAACCCACAGCCUGAUCUUGAUUCCUGGUUUCAAAAGAUUCUUUCCUUACACCACUAAUACUCCAAAAAAGUAUGAAGACCACAACAUCCCACUCUCCACUCCCUUAAAUGUAUCUGGCUCUUGUGCCUAGUAAAAAGAGACUUUUUUUUUUUUUUUAAAGAGAAAUAAGUAAAUUAUACAAAUACGACUUAUUUUUUAAUAUGAUCAAUUUAACAUUUGUAAAAUGAAUUAGGCUUUUCAGGUGGUUUGAAAAAUUUUCGUAAUCUAGAUUCUUUAUUAUACAAAUACACUGAUGCGCUUGUGUGUGCAUGAAAUUUCAAACAGACAAAAAAUAUUUCAGUUGGUAAAUUACAACUAAAAGAAUUUGGAACUAAGAUAUUUAGCUUUUGUCAACUUCUACUUUUUAACUGAGAGAAAUUCAGUAGAAAUUGUAUAUUUCAGAAAAGUGAAUUAAAAGAAGACAAAACCAAUUGUUUCUGCGAGUAAAGAUCAGCUAAUGGCACUCCUUAUCUGACAAUUACUCACAUGAAACAUAAACACUGAAGAACUGAGUGAACUUCAGACGAUCUUUAAUUAGUGUUAAUGACUUCGUAAAAGACUUUUCGUUCUUCAAUUUAUCUGUAGCAAAUUAUUCUGGCAGACCUCAUCUGUCUACCAUGUGAGUGGCAGAAUUUGAAUUCACCUCCACAAACUAACAAUUCAUCAGUUGUCCAGUACUCUCGCUGCUUAAAGGAGUCCAUGUUUACAAUUGUGUUUAGGGCCUGAAUUGCAGUGAUAAGGUUAGAUUGAGAACUGUUGAGUGGGGUUAGGGUUAGGGUUAGGGUUAGGGUUAGGGUCACUGAGUGUUAAGCAGCAUCCUACCUACAAGAUUUGUGUAGUGCUCAAUCAACAGACACUGAUGACCAAGGCCCUGAUGACCAACACAGGCCAGGGCUCGAUCAACCGGGAUUUUUGAAGUCCUAUCAAAUAAGACUUGAGAAGAAUUCUUUCAAUAGAGAAUCUUGUUCAAGACCCUAUCAGUUAGCUCACCUACAACCCUGUAUAACCAGAUUAGUGGAUUAUAAAUAAAUAAGACUACUUGGUUUCAAAGUUUUGAAUUGGUCAGUUCAUCUAACAUGUAUUUUGUAUUCUGACUGAUAGAAAUAAAACAACACAUUCUACAAGACCAAACAAGUGGUGGAGAUGAUAUACUCUUGCUAAGAAUGUUGUGUAAAUGACUGUUUACAGCCAGGGUGGUGUGAGCUUCAAUACUUGCAGUCAGACAUAAAACUCAAUAUUAAUUAUAGAAUGCUUCUCUAGAGCCAGUGACACAAGCGAGAUAUCAACAAUGGGACGUGAACAAAUAACUUUUCAGUCAGUACUCUAACAUGCUACCAACUUAGCCAGCAGUAACUCUACACUUUCUGGGAGUGGGGAGGGAGUAAUAGACAUUUUUUGGCAGCUAUCAGACAUAUACUGUUCACACUCAACACCACAAAUCCAUCCCACCCUCUUUCAUUUAUUUAUAUUUUUCAAUUUUAUUUUUUAUCAUUUAGUUAAAAAAAAAAAAAGUGGAACAGAUUUGCAGUGAAAAUAUUUUCAAUGUUUAGGGCACAUAUUUUCACUGUUAUUAUUAUUUUUAUUGCUCAAAUCUCAAUGAGGUCAACUGCUUUUCGCCUGUUCAGGGGUUGAUGAAAGUACCAGUCAAACACUGGAGUUGAUAUAAUCAACUUAAUCCCUCCUCCUAAAAUCACUGGACUUAUGUCAAUAUUUGAAAUUAUUAUUAUUAAGGUAGUAGAUUGAUAAAACUAUUAGCAUACUGGGAAAAAAUGCCUAGUGGUAUUUCUUCCAACUCUUUAUGUGCUGAAUUCAGAUCCCACCAAGGUCAACUUUAUCUUUCAUUCUUUCAGGAUUGAUGAAAUAAAAUAUUAAUUAAGUAUUGAGGUUGAUGAGAAUGACUUAACCAACACCUCUUAAUUAGGUGAGUCGGUGGAAUCAUUGGAGCAUUGGAAGAAUGCUUUGUGGAAUUUUUUUCUGGUUUUUUAUGCUGAGUUCACCAUUGCUUUUCAUCCCUCUAAGGUUGAUAAAAUAAAGUACCAGCCAAGUGCUGGGGAUCAAGGGUAUCAACUCACCCCUCCCCUAAAAAUAAUAGUAGUAAUAAUUAUUAUUAUUACUAUUAUUGUGUUAGCCAGGAUUAGAGUUUUCGGGUACCAAGUGGUCAGAAAAUAUUGUAUACAUAAAAUGAGGGACAUGUUUGAGGUUUGGUAAUGAUUUACUGGUUUCAGGUUUCUUUUUUUUUUUUCUAUAUUUUGCUUUCUUUCUAAACUUCCUAUUAUAUUUUGGGGGAAUUUGAAAAUCUUCGGAAUUUGAUUAAUGGAAUUUCAAACUUUAUUGGUUCAAACAAAAAGGAAUCCUGUUUCUAAACCAUAAAACCAUAUUUAUGAUGGGAAGAACUAUCACAAUCAAUCAAACCCACAUUUCAAAUAUUAUUAUUGUUGUUGCUCUUAGUUACAUUAAAUUAAUCUAUUACUAAUAAAAAUGAUAAUGAAGGUGUGUGAUAAUAGGGAAGAAGGUGACACUUGGUAUGGAAGGUUAAUCUGCCUCAGGCUACUGGGCUGGCAGAAGUUUUGUACACACUUCAUAGCCAAGUGAUCAACAGAGUUAAGAACAGCUUUAGACAAAAUUCCAAACCAAAUUUCGAUUUCGCUUGUCUUCAGUUGCUAAAUCCUUGUACCAUCAACAUCACAACCUCCCAUUUCUCCUCUAGAUAAAUCUUAGCAUCGACCGACGAAAUCAUCAUCCUCAUCAGUUUCAUUAACAUGGUUACUUCACAGAAAUGAUGGGAUACUUAACUAAGUAUCUUGUCAAAGAAUAUAAUUUCAUUUCCUGAUAUUCUCAGUUCAAAUUACACCAAAGUCAACAUUUCAUCCGAUGCUCAUAAAUUUUAAGUACCAGUGACAUACUGAGGGUUAGUUAAACUAACACUCCUUCCCUAAGACGUUGCUUUGUGCCAAUGUUAGAAAUCAUCAUCAUCAUCAUUAUGGUAAAUGCCAAUGAGAAGGCAAUAAGCUCUUGCAGGACCAAGUCUGGAGUGAAUUCACCUUUAGAAUUAAUACUGAGGAGAAAAACCCAGUUUGUUGUCCCAAACUCAUCAACUCUACGUAUUUGGGCUCGAGUAAUUCCUUAUUCUCCACAGAAUUAAAGACAAAGUACUUAAAGAACUGCACCAGAGUUCCAUCGCUACCAAGUUUCUGAUGCUAUCAAAAUCGUUUCAAUGUAUCUUCAGGCAGUGCCCUUUGGCUGCAAUCCUUUACGCAUUUCGGAAUUAAAUGUGGAAAAGUAUGCACUGUGCUCACUGGGGAAAUGCCACCUUUAAUGGCUGGACAGAUACACUGCAUAUAAGAUGCAUAAACAUUCUUAUAUUACAUACAUAAACAUUUAUACUAUAUUUACUUCGAUGUGAAACAAUCCUGAACUUAGUGGGGGUGGGGGUGGAGCCAAAGGGGAUGUUAAUUUUCUCUCCAAAACUCCUUGGUCUACAAUAUACACAUACAUACAUACAUACAUAUAUAUAUAUAUAUAUAUAUAUAUACAUAUGUACACAUACAUAUAUACAUAUAUACACACAUACAUAUAUACACAUACAUAUAUACACAUACAUAUAUACACACAUACACAUACACACAUAUAUACACAUACAUAUAUACACAUACAUAUAUACACACAUACACAUACAUAUAUACACACAUAUAUACACAUAUAUACACAUACAUAUAUACACACAUAUAUACACACAUAUAUACACAUACAUAUAUACACUAUGUAUACAUACAAACACUAUAUAUACAUACACACACACAUAUAUAUAUACAUACAUAUACACAUAUAUACAUACAUAUAUAUACAUACAUACAUAUAUAUAUAUAUAUAUAUACAUAUACACACUACAUAAACAUCUGGUGGGCAACACGGCAUUUGCCGUCACAUCCAAUACUGUGAUGAUGUGAUAGAAUAAAUACGAUUACAUAUACAUUUAUGAAAUAAUGUUUGUCUACAUAUAUAUAUAUAUAUAUAUAUAUAUAUAUAUAUAUAUAUAUAUAUAUACAUACAUGAGACUGCAGUGUCAAUGCCCUGUAGUGUUGUGCUCAUGUAUAUCACUAGCAACGGAGGGAGCAGGGUUCUAGUUUCACUAUUUCAUUCCUCUCUAUUCCUAUUAAUUUAUCUAUGAUUGGUUUAUCUCCUUUUUGCUUACCUCUGCGCCACUUUUUUUCUCUCUGUCAGUUUCAAUAUAUGUUCUAUGAAAAUCUAGUUCAAUUACAUAUGCAUACACACAUCUAUAUAUAUACAUAUAUAAAAUAUAUACAUAUACAUAUAUAAAAUAUAAAUUGUCCACGUUAGUGGUCGACAUUUUUUAAAAAUAUAUAAAAUAUAUAUAUAUAAUAUAUAUAUAUAUAUAUAUAUAUAUAUACAUAUAUAUAUAUAUUUAUUAAUAUUUAGAAGUAACAGAAUGACUCAAUGUCCAUACUCACACACACACACACACACACACACACACACAAUUAUAUAUGGUAAGAAGGAAAGAAAAAUGUUUAAAUAAAAAAAAAAAAAGAGAUUCCCUCCUUCUCAUUCUAUGUAUUACUCUAUUAUUUAACUGGUUCCAGCCAGAGGGCUGUGGCCAUGCUGGGGCACCGCCAUUAGUUGGUUUCUUUCACAAUUUGGUGCUAAUUUUUAAUAAAGCAUUUUAUUGGUUACAAUAUUAAAAAAAAAAUAAAGAAAAAAUCAAAAUACAAAACAUCUGUAAUGAUAAUAAAAAAAAAAAAAUCCCCUUUCAAGACAUUUUAAAGAAUUUCAGACCCUUUCCAACAUUCCCUGUCUUCCUUGCCAUAUUGGGUAGUUUUUUCUUUUUUUGUGUUGUUUUUUUUGUUUUUGUUAUUUUACCUUCCUAAUUAAGUUGGUUUGCAUAUAUGUGUGUAUGUGAAAGGGAGAGAGAGAGAGAGAGAGAGAAAGAGAGAGAAAGGGAGAGAGAAAGAGAGAGAGAGGGGAGGUUGUUUGUGUUUCUGAAGUAAGUCUUCAACUGUCAAACAAUAGAAACACUUCCAAAAAAAAUAAAAUAUAAACAGAUAUUUAAAAAAAAACUCACUUUGGUCUUGUAAAUAUAUAAAAGAAUAUUUCAACACAAACAUGCAAAAAAGAUAAUUAACUUUAAUGGUUUUUAAAAAUUAAUAAAAUUAUAUUAACCACCCACCCCCUCAUAUUGGUAUUAUGUAAGAUUCAUGAUCUUUAACUAGGAAAAUGGAAUUGUUUCUUCUAAGAAGUAUUGAAUAAAUAAUCCACCUGAAAUUUAACAGAAUAAUCCCUCUCCAUCUUUGAAAUAAAAGAUGGACUAGUCUAAGUUCGAAACCAAAAGGACACUGUCUCUCUCUCUAAUGGAAAUUUAGAUGUUUUGAGGUUUCUUUUUAAAAGUUAAAGGAAGUAGUAUCAGUGACCUUUGCCGAUCCUCUCGGGCAGGUGAGAUUCAGGUGGCAAAUGUUAAACUUUGCUAAAAUCAGGUGGUGUGUAAGUCCUGCUUGGGAAGUGAUUUGUCAUCUAUGUACAAAAGACAAGGUAUUUAGGGCUAUACAACUGAACAAGUGUGCCAGUGAGGGAGUUGAGUUGUUGCUGAACUACUCAUUGAACAAUAAGGGAGUAUCCAUCUAGUUGAACUACUUAGUGAAUAAUGAAGGAGUACCUAUGUAAGUUGCUUCAACUAUUCAAGGAAACAUUCUAGGAGUAUCUGUUUCAUUCCAAAAAUAAGAAAUCCAUAUGAGAAAACCUUGGAGAUUAGAUCAAUACUGUGGUGGCCCUGACAGGUGUCACAUUGAAUAACUCAAGGUGAUCUCAACAACACAGUCGGAUUGAUUAUGGCUUAGCCUAAUACUGUGGUAGUCCAAAAACCACAACAUAGCUUUGCAGUUGACUAAAAUAAAGCAAAACACUUGAUGGUAAAUCAAUCUUUGAGCAAUGUUCCACUCAAAGUUUCCUGAUCAAUCAUGGAAACGGCUAGGAGCAUGUAUUACACUCUUAGUCGAGUAUUUACUAACACUGAGUAUUGGUGGUGAUAGUGAGUUUUGUAAUCAUUAGGGCACCUUUGACCAUUCCAUUGACCCCUCUAGUAUGUCUAGAGGGUAUCAUUCUUGCCUGGCAGAGCCUAGAUUUUUUGCAAGCUCUACCACAAGUUGAACUCUGCAAAUUCUAUUAUACUCCUACUACUUACAAAUGAUGAGGUGCACCACUUCAUAUUUACAUCCCAUUGUACUAAGGUGGGGUAGCUACUUUAUUCUAGGGGUUUAAGUCAAUGUGAAAUACAGUAAUGGUUAUAGUAUAUAAAUCAACAGUAGUUGUACAUUGUCUAAACCCUGCUGUGAGUCUUCAAAUAUAAAUAAAUAGUCUUAUUGUAAAAAAGACAGUUUCAUUCCUUAAUAAUUCUCACCAAUUCUAAGAAAUCCUUAAUAUUUCUACAGUUUUUGUUAUUCAAAAUUUUUUCCUUUAUCAAUUUUUGCAUAAAUUUCUCCUUUUCUCAAUUCUAACUACUUCUGUUUUUUCUAAUUUUUAUUUUCUAUACUUGUUCCUGUUUUUUUUUUUAUGCAGAAUGGAAGACAAAUAUUUUUCCCUCUUUUAAAAUUGGAAUAAAAGUAAGAAAACGAAGAUAGGUAGAAAUGGUAAAAGAUUGAUGGAGGAUAUAUUUAAGUCAAAAAUUUAAGCAAAAUCAAUAAAAAUAAACAACAAAAUUACAUAAAUCGAAAACAAAGCAAAAAAAAAAAAAAAGACAGAAAUUGGAUUGUGAGAGUGAAAAAUCAACUUUGAUAGAGGUAAUUCAUCAUUUCAACACUACUCCCCAAACAUCAACAUUGAUACUCCUCCAAAUAUCAGUGUUGUUAUUCUCUGAACAUCAAUGUUGAUAGAGGAACUCAUCAUUUCAAUAAUGCUCCCCAAACAAUGUUGAUACUCCCCAAACAUCAAUGUUGAUAGAGGUACUCGUCAUUUCAACAAUCCUCCCUAACAACAUCAAUGUUGAUUCACCUCAAACAUCAAUGUCUAAUAGUCAUUCUUUUUUUUUUUUUUUUUCGGGUUCUGUUAUUUGGUCAGCUUUUUUCUGACAAUAAAGAUUAUUAAAAAAUA
This is a messenger RNA of Octopus bimaculoides (California two-spot octopus), 13174 nucleotides long. Its product is annotated as peripheral plasma membrane protein CASK. Gene Ontology annotation, molecular function: protein kinase activity; ATP binding; protein binding. Gene Ontology annotation, biological process: protein phosphorylation. The record is from RefSeq and is a predicted model, not a curated record. NCBI's taxonomy places the organism in Eukaryota, Metazoa, Mollusca, Cephalopoda, Octopoda, Octopodidae.